GCUCGAAGCCACGUGUACUCCUGAGACAGGUCUACCAGGCAAAGCGAAAGACCACCGACCUUGCGGCAGAUUGCGCAGAGGUUAACAAGUCCCAGCUGACAGAUGCCUUCCUUGCAGUGUUGGAUAAGUGCCAGGAGUACGGGUCAAAGUACACAAUGUGGACGGAGGCUGAGGAGGAUGGCGAGCUCUUCAAGCUAGACUGGACCAAGGACCAAGGGGGCUGCGACGGGGUUCCCAAAGCCAACACCACUUACCGGAUGGGCUGGAACUGCGAGUCGAGGCCCUACAGAUCUUUUCGAGUCAUGUGGAUUGGCGAAGCUCCGUCCGACCUGACGUACUCCAUGAUGCAGUGGUAUGUCGGCGACAACUGCACGGAUCCUCAUCGCAAGAACAACUUUCCAGUGGCAACGAACCAUUGUUUCAAUGCCCUCUUUGCGAACAUGUCAGUGAGCAUGACUUGCGACAGUGGAUCGCUCGUAACGCAGUUCUUCCCGGAUUCGACGACUUGCGAAGGCCAAGGAUCUACCUGGGCAGACUUGGGCAAUGCGACGCAAACGCGUUUGAUGGCAAGCUAUGACUCAAUGCGAUCGGCUCCUGGAAUCGCUUUAGGCGAAUGGGAUGGAUCCAACAGCGAUAACUGCGUUCUGGGCAGCACCGGUAACUCGCUGAGAGCUUGCGGCGCGGCGUAG
This is a messenger RNA of Symbiodinium pilosum, 689 nucleotides long. The record is from the annotation of a GenBank genome assembly. NCBI's taxonomy places the organism in Eukaryota, Dinophyceae, Suessiales, Symbiodiniaceae.